AUGAUUGCUGCCAACACUCUCUUGGCUUCACUGCUUGUCUCCCCUGCUUGGGGCAGCAAAGUGUGGCUGGAACCAUGGCCUCUGCAUUGGAAAAGUCCCAACCUCGCUGGUCUUGCCAUACAAGAACACCAGGUGCCUUUAACCGACAACAUCGAGGCGUCAGGCUGUCAGAUCAGCAAUUUGACAGCCUACGACAUGGCCAAAGGCAGAAAGCUGGUCGAUUUCGCUAGGGGCGCCACCGAGAACAUAGAAAUGCCUAAGAUUCGUCCACUCAACUCAACCGCUGGUGAGCAGUGGGCAUUUGACGGCGUCUCUGAAGAUGGCAUGCAGUCGUUCAUCUUCGGCUUCUACCGCGACCCGAACUACUCGAUCCUAGGCGCUGGCAACUUUCGCCUGUCGCUUGAGUUUGGGUUCUCUGACGGCACCCGGUUUUCCGAGCUUUACUACGCGGAGCGAACUGUCAUGGAAACCUGUCCGCAAGGUGUCAGGGGGGUGUGGUACAGUGAGAAAGAAGGAUACCAGUUCUCUUUCCUCGUCAACUCAGACAUGAGCGAGGCCAUCAUCACUCUUCACUCCGACACGGUAAAGGGAACAAUCAUCAUGAAUUCCAAGUCGUUGCCUAUUGCUGCUGACGGCCUUGUCUGGCCAAAUGAGAACGCAACGACGGAACCAGUUCGACAUUUGCACUGGUCACAACCCAUUCCUGCCGGCACAUUAGACUUCGAUGUCGAGAUCAAAGGCAAGAGGGUGACUUGGAGCGGCAUUGGUGGUCAUGAGAGAUUCUGGUCCGCUUUCAGCUGGUUCACAUGCUUAAAGAACCUGCAAGGUGUGCGAGCAAUGCUUGGGCCCUACGUUCUCAGCUUCUUCCGCUUUGAGUCAAAUCUGGACCAGGGCCACGUCCACCAAUCUGCGGCCCUGUUCAGAGACGGUGUCCCCGUCUUUCGUUCGACAUCUCCAACCCUGUCCGACACAGAAGACUACGUCCUUGCCAGCAAGACGUAUGGCGGCGCGGUUACGGGCACUCUCAGGGACAAGGUGACGGGCUUUCAGCUUGAGCUUGUCUCCCCGAGCAAUAGACGCCACUACACUUUCUUCGUGGAGCAUGCAAACCUUGCGUUUGAGUACAUUCUUGGCGAGGGUGUUGGUGGCAGUGGCUUCUCGGGAAAGGCAAGGGGUGGGCAUGUUGGAAUGGAUCAGUACGAGGGUGUCUCGAUGAGCGAGGCAUUGACAUUCCCCAAGAACUCGCCGCUCUUCCAGAGUAACUAUGUCGAGUAG
Molecule: messenger RNA, 1275 nt
Organism: Colletotrichum destructivum
Lineage: Eukaryota; Fungi; Ascomycota; Sordariomycetes; Glomerellales; Glomerellaceae
Exons: 1
Coding region: 1-1275 (424 amino acids)
Source: RefSeq, a predicted model, not a curated record